Molecule: messenger RNA, 1518 nt
Organism: Rotaria sp. Silwood2
Lineage: Eukaryota; Metazoa; Rotifera; Eurotatoria; Philodinida; Philodinidae
Source: the annotation of a GenBank genome assembly
AUGAAAAAACCACCGGGUCUAGACCCGGACCCGGUUACCAUGGAAAUGCAGCUCUCUACUGUUCCAGCUUAUUUUAAUAAUGCACAACGUCAAGCAACAAUUUAUGCUGGAACUAUUGCUGGUUUAAAUAUUAUACGUAUUAUUAAUGAAACAACAGCAGCUGCUGCUUGUCUUCCAACAUUAAAUAUGACAAAAAAAGAAGGAAACAUUUUAGUUUUUCAUUUAGGUGGUGGAACAUUUGAUAUAUCAUUAAUUAAACGUCAAAAUGAUAUUUUUCAAGUUAUUGCCACGAUUGGAAAUACAAAUUUAGGUGGUAAAGAUUUUAAUCAUCGUGUUAUGAAAUAUUUAAUUAAAUUAUUUAAAAAUAAAACUGGUAAAGAUAUUCGAAAUGAUAAUCAAGCUAUUCAAACACUUCGAUUUGAAGUUGAAAAAAUUAAACGAAUAUUAUCAUCAGAAUAUGAAGCUAAAAUUGAAAUUGAAUCAUUUUUUGAUAAUGAAAAUUUUAGUGAAAAAUUAACAAGAGCUAAAUUUGAAGAAUUAAAUUUGGAUUUAUUUCGUUUAAUAAUGCAAUUAGUAGAAAAACUACUUGACGAUGCUAAAAGACUUACGGCCGACGAAAUUGUUUUUAUUGGUGGUUCAACUCGUAUUCCAAAGAUUCAACAAUUAAUUAAACAACGUUUUUAUGGUAAAGAACCAUUAGAUGGUAUUAAUGUAGAUACAGCUGCUGUAUAUGGUGCUGCUCUUCAAGCUGGAUUUCUAUCUGGUGCAAAAAAUGCUCCUGCAAUUAUUUUAUUCGAUAUUAAUCCAUUACGCAUGGAUAUUCAAACUGUAAAUGGUGAAGUUACAGAAAUUAUUCAAUGUAAUAGAAUUAUACCAACAAAGAAAAUUCAAGUUUUUUCAACAAGUAAUGAUAAUCAACAAACAAUUCCAUUUCAAAUAUUUGAAGGUGAAAAUCAAAACAUAAGAGAUAAUCAUGUUUUGGGUAAAUUUGAAUUAAAUGGUAUUCCACCUGCACCACAAGGUAUUCCACAAAUUGAAGUCACCUUCUUAAUUGAUGUUAAUGGUAUACUUAAUAUGACUGCUGAAGAUAAAAGAACAACAAAUUCAAAUAAUAUAAUCAUCAAUUCAAAUAGAAAUAGAUUAUCAUCAGAAGAAAUCAAUUUUAUGACAAAAGAUUCUAAAAAACUUGCUGAUAAAGAUAAAAAACUAAAAGAACCUGUUGAUGUAAAAAAUGAACUUGAAUUAUAUAUUUAUUCAUUGAAAAUUGAAUUAAUUGAUAAUGAAAAACUUGGUGAAAAACUUUCAACUGAUGACAAAACAAAAAUUGAAACAGCCAUUGAAGAGAAAAUAAAAUGGCUUGAAUUACAUCCAGAUGCUGAUGCUGAUGAUUUAAAAAACCAUAUAAACGAACUCAAAGGAAUCGUUAUGUCGGUUCUUCCUUAUCUUGGUUAUGAUUUUAUAUAUUUUUUUUUCUUUUCUUGUUUUAUUAUAUCAUUCUUUUGUCGAUUUUUAUAUUGA